This is a messenger RNA of Amoebophrya sp. A120, 6540 nucleotides long. Lineage: Eukaryota; Dinophyceae; Syndiniales; Amoebophryaceae. The record is from the annotation of a GenBank genome assembly.
CCGGGGGCUCGCUGCGUAAUAAAUUGGAGUAGGAUCAUCUUCUUGUUUACGUAUGACAUUUGUGUUUGGACAAAGAAGAGCAGGGGAAAGAAAGAGCUGCGGUUGGGCAUGAGUGAUUUCGUAUUGCGGAUUUACAUAUUCGAAAAAGAAGGUUGACGAGGUUGCCGCGGAACUUGUCCAUGCAGAUCGAUGAUAUCCAGGAAAAUCACAUGGGGCAGGAUGCAAGAUGAGACAGCCGCAUCCAUUCCCAUUUUUGCAUGAUCUAGACUUUCUGGCUUUCCUCCGAGGUCCACAGUCAAAUUCAAACCCAUUUCCGCCAUGGCAGAUUGCAUUUGCUCUCCCCUGUUCUUCUUUUUGCCAGAUUCACUCGCACCUCCUUCAAGCGAUUUAAUUUUUACAGCAUUCAUGGGGCUGGAACUACAUUGUUGAAAUAACCUGUUAUUAGCUGUUGUAAAUAAACGGAGCAGACGUAGCAGGUGCAGGAACGCGGAAGAGGUCGUGCGCGGCUACGUUCCUUCGAAUGUAGUUGAGUUGCGGCACUGCAAAAAGCAGCUUUACAUAUUGACGGUUUCAAAGGCAUUAUUUUUUCGAUUUAUUUCUUCAACACGGGCUUAAGAGGAACUCGGGCUUCAGCUUCUGUGCAUACAAUAUGCAGCAUUUGCACUUGGCCACUUUGUCAGGCGACCAGUAGAGUAUAGAUGUGUCGGCGUAUUUUUAUGCGGCUACCGCCUCUGUUGGCUCAAGACAAAGGCUAGGAACAAGGAACCUUCGAGUUUGGGUUUACUUGAUCUUGGAGUAUGAAAGCGAUAAUUGAAUACGAAGCCAAUGAGAAUCAAACUGAGCCUGUUGCAAGAGGAUUCAUGGCAAGGACGACGAGUCACAGCAGCAUGAUAGGCACGGUCUCGCCUUGCUUUGGGAACAGGAGUCGUUUGGCACUGGCGGUACCCAAUCCGUUACCCUUGCGAACUUGUUCCCAGGCUGGGGCUGGUGGUUCGGUGUCUCCUUCGUUCGCCCUCUGUUCCCAUCGUGGGGCGGGUUUCCUUUUCUCUCGUGACAGGGGUAGGAGUCACGCCUGGCGCGUGCAAAGUCGUCGCUUUUGGUUGCUCGCGUCUGGCUCUGAGUUUUGGAUUUUCCUACGAGGGGUUUCGGGUUCCUAGCGAGGUUAGCCUGGGUCGCUUUGGGUCGACAGCAGUAUUUUUCAGACGCUACUCGGACUUCUUUCCUUGCCUUCCGGAAUGAAUUUUUGCAGCCUCGCGCACGGUCGGCCCUUCGCCGUAAAAGUAGUACUGACGUCGAUGGUCGUCAGCGGCAGUGAGUUUUUCAGCAGCGACGUUCUGCUUGGUGGUGUUCGGAUUGAGUUUGCCGUGCCUGCAGUGGCUGGGAUUGUUUUGGAUCGCUUGCUAUUUUCCCACCCAGACAGAGGUUGGGGGCACGUUGGAGGUGCGAGGCUAUUUUUAGGUUUGGUUAACCGGGCGGGAAGUUGGGUUUUUGCCUAGAGCGCAUGCUCCUUUGAGUAUGGCCUCGGUACCCCGGGAACGGGUAUCAGUUUUUUCCCCAGGUGGGGGCUCGGGUUUUUGUGUCAUUGGUUACACCGACGCGGACGUAGUCCGCAGGUCUCGCUGGAUAGUUUGCUUUGUGAUGGAUUCACAUCGUUUUCCCCCCCUCCCACCCAAGUGGCCGCUCACGUCGUGCCGGUUCGUCCGGACAGACGUGUUAGUGGUGGAGUGGGCCGCUCCCCGCUAUGGAAGCUAGGCGCGGCCUGCUUGACCCAGCCCCAGGUGGAGUGGGCCGCUCCCCGCUAUGGAAGCUAGGCGCGGCCUGCUUGACCCAGCCCGAGAAUCAAACUGAGCCUGUUCUUGCAAGAGGAUUCAUGGCAAGGAUGACGAAUCACAGCAUGAUAGGCUAUCGAGCAAAAAUCUGUUAUCGUUAUCGAAUUAAGAAUUUGAAACGAAAGCGAUAAUUUUUUUAAAGUUAGGUAGUGAGGUAGCUAUCUUCGGUAGUGAUUAUUUUGAUUUCGUUGUGUGCAUUUGGAUUUGGUCACUCUCCUGGGGCAGCAGACGGCAGACUUGACGCGGCGGAUCUCGAGGUGGUGUUGUUCCAGGUUCGGUGUCGCGCAGUCAUCCCAGGCCAGACUCCACGUCCGAUCUGGAUACUGUCUUGCCAACUGCGCCAACAAAACAGUGUGGCUGCGAGUGCUUGGAAGCAUGUCCGGAAGCCGAAACCGAUAACAGACACGUAGCACGGCGGCACGCGGACUAUAAAAGUGACCAAAAAGAGUGCUUGUUAUCGGUUUGCUCGGAGGCUUCGGAACAAUGGCCGUUUUUGCUGGCCAAGUUGGCCAGAUUUCGGAGGCCCUGGCCGAAACCGAUAACAACGACGCUUUUUGGUCACUUUUAUAGUCCGCGCGCCAUCCUAUUUCCCGUAAUUUCUCAGGUCAGAGCCCGGUGACGAUGGUGGCCACGAGAUGGUGGGCAGAUUUCAUCAUCAACGACUGGGCGGUAACCAGAGCACCCAAAAAGAGCCUCAUUUCUGGGCAUCUACCUGCGUGAUGCAGUGGGCACGGCAGCACUUCUACCAUGUCAAAAACGUGACGCGGCGGUGACGCAGGUCCGCACUACAAAUUGAUCUUUAUGAGCCCAAAACAAGCUUUCAACUUGCACUGCCGGAAGCUGAGCAAAUCGCAUCCACCUGGGAGGGUUGGCGCGCAGCUCGAAACGGUCCGGCAGAAUGGGCUCGACAUGAUCCAGGCUUCGGUGCGGCGCUUGGCCAAAUGCACUCCUGCUCGUUGAAAGCGAGUUGCUUUGAAGUGCCCUUCUAUUGGAAGCGAAUUACUUGCAAUGCCUUGGCAUAGAAAGCAUUUUGUUUGUUGUGCUAGUAAAUUGCAAGCAAUUCGUGUUCAGCGCCAGGUCGUUAAAAGCAACGCGCCUUCAAUAUAAGGGGUCGCCCAGCAGCUGCCACACUCUAGCCUUUCGGAAAUGCGUUCCCAAGGUUUGCCGGAAAUCCUGGGAGCACAUUUCGGCAAGGUCCCCAGCCCCACGUCGGAUUUGUGCUCUGGCCGGCGACAGGUCUGAAGACCUCGCGCAAAAUCAUCCGACGUCGGGGAGAUAAAGAAGUGCGCCCCUAGGAUUUUCGCCGCGUCGAGACCUGGGAUCAUAGUUCUGCAAAGCCCCCGCCUAAGAUGAUGUUGUGCGGGUUUUUCUGUGUUUCAAGGUCAGAACACAAACUCGGAUAGCACUCUCGUGCUCUGGCCUGCAGAAGUGUGCUCCUAAGAUUUGUUGAUAUCGAACUCAAAUCCGAGAAUUCCUCAGAUGCGAGCUCACAUCCGAGAACUCCUCACAUGUGAGCGCGCAUCCAAGAGUUAGAAGGUCAGAAGAACUGCGCAGCAUAAUCUUACGCGACAGACUUACAGCAGUGCGCUCUUUGGAUUUGUGUGUUGCGCCUCCAAUUGCCUCACUUGGAGUCGCGGUUCAAACUUUCACACGCAGAGCGCGGCGAUUCGCAAGUUUAGCCGAACCGGCGUAGCGAUUUCGUUUCUGGUUUUCUGACAUUGUGUGCCCAUCACAGGACUCCUGUGAUAGGCACGCAACACUUGGGGGGGUGCCAGAAAUAAAGCUGCCGUGCCACUUCGGCUGUACUUGCGAACUUUGUUGCCUUGCGCGUGACAGUUCGAUCCGCGUGUCCAAGCGAGGUGUAUGUAGACGCAACACGCAAACCCUGGGAGCUAAUUUCUGUGAGUCACCUGAAUAAAAUUGGUGCUCAGAGAGAGCGGUUUUGCUGGCCAGGGCACAAAUCUUACGGAGGCAGCCUACAGAAAUUAGGUCUCAGGACCCCACAUCCGAGAACUUCUCGGAUGGGGCUUCACAUCCGAGGAAUUCCCGGACGUAGACUCACAUCUAAGAACUCCUCGUGUGUCCGCUCACAUUCGAGAACUUCUCGGAUGUGCGCUGCCACCCCAGGAGGUAGUAUUUGAUGUGGCGAAAAUCCUUGGGAACAAAUUGCUGCAAGUCACCUGCGUAAGAUUUGUGGUCCGAUCGGCAAUACCUAUUGGAGCACAAAACCUACGCAGGUGAGUUACAGAUAUUAGCUCUCAGGAUUUCCGCCGCAUCACGAAAUUCUUGACGCAGCGAAGAUCCUGGAAAUAAUUUCUGAAAGCUACCUGCGUAAGAUUUGUCUUCUCACCGGUAAUACCGAUCUGGGCACAAAUCUUAUGCAGGUGACUUACAGAAAUUAGUUCCCAGGAUUUGCGUGCUGCGUCUCCAAUCGCCUCACUUGGACACGAGGAUCAUCAGUGUGUCCAAGUGUGGCGACUGGAGACGCAACACGCAAGUCCCAGGAGUGCAUUUUUUUGAGGCACGAAAGCUGAAGCUGUAGGCGCGCGAGUUCUGAUGUGCUCUUACGGAAGAAAGCUCGCGCAGCUGCCAGAGAACUUUCACACACAAAGUGCCGAACUUUGGCGCUUUGCUCGUGGAAGUUCGAUCCGCGUGUCCAAAUGAGGGGAUGUAGAAAAAACUCGGAAAUCCUGGGAGCUGAUUUCUGUAAGUCGCGUGCGUAGGACGUGUAGUCAGACCGGGACUAUCGGUCGAAACGCAGAUCCUGCGCACCUGCUUCAAAAUUUUUGAAAACCGAAGCUUUUAGGAACUGCUCCGGGAACUAAUUUCUGAAAGCUCUAAUGCUGCAAGAGGAUUCAUGGCAAGGAUGAUGAAUCACAGCAUGCCAUCACAGGGGACCGUCGAAGGAUGACGAAUGCACGUCGGUCCCACGACAUCGGACUUCACAAUUAGGAAACAUAGACCCGAGGAGGACAGGCAAGCUUUGAUGUUUCUUGAGGCGCGUUUCUCUCAUCCUACGCUUUUAGCUCCUGCCAUGGAAGGAUAAAGCGAAUUAGCACAACUAAACAGACGAGGCAUUGGGUAAGGAAAUAUCACGACGCAGCCGUCGCUGCGUCGCCGCGCCGUGCCUAGUACUUAGUUACAGCUAUGCCGCUUGAGAUUCAUUUUUGCGGGUUUAUGCAGUGCGUGGCCUCGAGUGCACAUCUUCACUUUAUUCUAUAUCAUUACACACAGUUUCUUCAGGUGGAGUAGAGCAAUAUACCCUCCACGAGGCCCGUACAAAUUUUUCACCAUUACCAUUUACCAAUGAUAGUGAUACCAGCAGCCUGAUUUUUUCCGUAUUUUGCAGUAAAAUUAGCAGCCCUUGACCUCGAGAAGAACUCCACACCAAAAGUCCUUCAACAUUUAUCCCGGCACCGUCAGCACAGUUGUGCGCCACCACGGCAUUCUUUCUUUACAUCUUCUCACGAUGCAUUAUUUUCAUUCUUCAUCUUCAUCAUGACGAGUGCUCCCUGAAGGUCAGUCUGUCGUGUCACAGCGAACUUCUUCUAGGGCCGUCAGAAAACUGACUUGAAUGAGGCAGGGAUAAUAUUACCGGAAGUGAAGCCCAAGCCGAUGGCCCUGUUGUAGAAAUUGUUUUCCUCAACCACAACUCAAAUACUUUAUCAUAAGUACCGAGCUUCUACUGCAACUUGUGUGCCGCCAUCCACAUCCACGGAGCUUGCUGCUUUUAUCAGACAAGGGGCUGAGAAAGCGUUCGGGCGAGGCCUGUAGUAGUUUCGGAAAAACAGAUAAGAACACCAAUUACAAAAGUACCUUCAUGAAGAAGAUUCCCACGUAUGAGGGCAGAAGUGCCGACCGUCCUCUUGUGGCGGCUAGGUAGGGUCGUGACUAAGACAGGUCGUGCAGACCGCAACGACGGGCAGGACCAUAUGGCGUUCUCAAACGUUACUUUUUCAACUGUUUCAUGAAUUUGUGACGCAAGAAGCGCCAAAGUGAAAUGGGCGACCUUGAUGCGCGUCUUGCAUGACAGAAAAUUGGGGCGGAUUUUAAUGCUAUUGAGCGCGUCGGGAACUUGUCAUGCGAAGAAGCCUGACCGUGUGCAGUGUGAUGCCAGAUAGUGACUUCACAUGACAAGUCAUGUUGAGGAUGUAACGUUUGAGAGCGCCAUAGACCACGAGGAGCACUCCGAGCACCACGAUGAACAGGUAGUUGCAAAUAAAGGGGGCGUGGCUAAUUCACUUGCAGCGAUCAAGAGGGACCAAGAAGAACAUCAUUUACACAAAAUGUAAAAGCAAAGUUCAUGAUGGCAAGAACAUGUUGGCAGCUACACCUCCCACGACCACGGCCAUCGUAGCUAGUAGACGACUUGAAGGAAACUUUUUUAAAGAAACGAGGUUUUUAUGGCAUUUUGAAAUACUCAAACCGAAAUCGAAAUCAAUAUUUUUAGCAUGAGGAAUUCGAAGUAAUUAUAGAUACGGAGAUGCAAGGGCUGUGUAAAAACUGGCUGAACUGAACAUAAAAGCAUGUGAUUGUGCCACGUUGGCGUGGAGGUUCGAAAUUGAGCUUCAAGCUAUACGGCGGAUGUCACACGAGAAAUCAACAAAUCUGAGCUCUUCUUUGUCACAUGGCGCGCUUUUGCAGCUUUUGACUGAACAAGAACCCAAUCAUGCUUGAUUAUUUUCCCGGAGGUGGAUGUAGUGGAAAUAUA